This is a messenger RNA of Drosophila innubila, 1284 nucleotides long. It is a transcript of the gene AstA-R1, whose product is annotated as allatostatin-A receptor. Gene Ontology annotation, biological process: G protein-coupled receptor signaling pathway. The record is from RefSeq and is a predicted model, not a curated record. Lineage: Eukaryota; Metazoa; Arthropoda; Insecta; Diptera; Drosophilidae. Bases 17 to 1051 code for a protein of 344 amino acids. Gene Ontology annotation, cellular component: membrane. Gene Ontology annotation, molecular function: G protein-coupled receptor activity. The transcript has 9 exons.
GCCUUUGAACAGUUCAAUGCCGCUAGACAAUUUGCUGGAACCGGAUCUGGAACGAGAUGGAGACAAUUGGCCAUUGGAGAGAGUUGUGUCCACCAUUGUGCCCGUCUUUUUUGGCAUUAUUGGCUUUGCCGGACUUCUGGGCAAUGUGCUCGUCAUACUGGUGGUGGUCGUUAACAAACAAAUGCGUUCAACCACAAAUCUAUUGAUUAUAAACCUGGCCGUCUCGGACAUACUCUUCGUCAUCUUCUGUGUGCCAUUCACGGCCACCGACUAUGUGCUACCGGAGUGGCCGUUCGGCAAUUUGUGGUGCAAAUUUGUACAGUACAUGAUUGUGGUCACAUGUCAUUGCAGUGUCUACACCCUCGUCCUGAUGUCCUUCGAUCGUUUCCUGGCCGUCGUUCAUCCAGUCACAAGCAUGUCUCUCCGCACCGAACGCAAUGCCACACUGGCAAUUAUGUUCGCCUGGAUAACGAUUGUGACGACUGCGAUACCCGUCGCUCUGUCGCACUCCGUGAGGAUCUAUCAGUAUCAUGGACGCGCGGGAACAGCCUGUGUUUUCUCAUCGGAGGAGGAGAUCUGGAGUCUGGUUGGCUUUCAGGUCUCGUUUUUCUUGUCAUCGUACGUGGCUCCAUUGACGCUGAUUUGUUUUCUAUAUAUGGGCAUGUUGGUUCGAUUGUGGAAGACUGCGCCAGGCUGCAAACCAUCGGCCGAGUCGCGCAAGGGAAAACGACGGGUUACACGAAUGGUUGUUGUUGUGGUUUUGGCAUUUGCCAUCUGUUGGCUGCCUAUACAUGUCAUCCUGGUCCUAAAGGCUCUGAACAUGUACGGUGGAACACACUUAACGGUCAUCAUCCAGAUAAUAUCCCAUGUUGUGGCCUACACAAACUCCUGCAUCAACCCGAUACUCUACGCCUUUCUCUCUGACAACUUUCGCAAGGCAUUUCGCAAGGUCGUCUGGUGUGGCAGCCCGCCUCCAAUUAUGAACAACCAGCAGAUAACAAAGACAACUCGAACAACCGGCAACGGCACGUCCAACCCUGAAAUGCUCUAAGCUGUUGGCAAUUGUGGAGCUAUUAUUGGAUUUUUGUUCGCAUUGCGACCGCAAAAGCCAACUAGACAGUUUUUAAUUAAAAUUAAUGCAGUUACCUAAUGCAAAAAUUACAUAUGCAUAUUUUAGUAUAUAUUGCUAAACCAAUGAACGCACACACUUAAUAUGUCUUAUUAUAGUGCUGAGUGUUGCAAAAUUAAUUGAUUAAGCAUUAGAUAAAUAAUUUCAUAUAUAUA